Aspergillus pseudonomiae is the source of this 1404-nucleotide messenger RNA. Its product is annotated as major facilitator superfamily domain-containing protein. Bases 1 to 1404 code for a protein of 467 amino acids. Lineage: Eukaryota; Fungi; Ascomycota; Eurotiomycetes; Eurotiales; Aspergillaceae. The transcript has 4 exons. Gene Ontology annotation, biological process: transmembrane transport. Gene Ontology annotation, molecular function: transmembrane transporter activity. Gene Ontology annotation, cellular component: membrane. The record is from RefSeq and is a predicted model, not a curated record.
AUGGUCGACGAUGUGAUCAGCAAGGGCACUAGCCCUGAGUUUGGCAAAUCAUUAACUCACGUUGGACCAUCUUCUUGUGACCUCAGUCAUGGGUAUCAGGAGCCAAUCGGUAUGACAGUCUAUAAACGCCGCUUCAUGGGUGUUGCUCACCUGGCGCUCCUGAACAUCGUUGUCAGCUGGGGUUGGGUUACAUACCCAGCAGUCCCAGUAACCUCGGCGGUAUUCUUGAAUGUCAGUGUGAAUGCAAUCACUUGGCUUAGCACGGGCACUCUCUUCGCCUACUGUAUCAGUGCACCAUUCGUUUUCCAAACAGUAGAGCGUCUGGGGUUGAGAGGAUCCAACAUGAUCACCUCUGUACUCUUGCUAGUCGGGAAUUGGAUUCGUUAUGCAGGGACAGUCUCAGUGGUUAAGAACUAUGGAGUUGUUAUGUUUGGCCAAAUUAUCAUUGGCUUGGCUCAGCCGUUCUGUCUGUCAACACCCAGCAAGUUCAGUGAGAGCUGGUUUACGGACAAGGGCCGUACCAGUGCCACUGCGAUCGCCACUCUCGCCAAUCCGUUGGGCGCAGCUCUUGGGCAGUUUGCGAAUCCGUACCUCGCCAAAACGCCAGAUGACAUGCCCCGCAUGAUCCUGAUAAUUUCCAGCAUCUCCACGCUGGCCAUCAUGCCUUCCUUUUUCAUUCCGUCCAAGCCACCGACUCCACCUUCAACGGCUGCUGCAGUUGACCGAACAGGUCUGUUGGUUGCGCUCAAGGACGUAGCUAGAAAGCGAAACUUCUGGCUUCUCUCUUUGCCCUUCUCCAUCUACGUGGCACUAUUCAAUUCCACCAUCACCCUACUCAACCAAGCGGUUAUACCUUAUGGUGCCACCGAAGAAGAGGCAGGCAUCGCAGGCGGCAUUCUGAUUGGUGCUGGGCUUGUGGGAGCAGCUAUCCUCUCACCACUGAAUGAUAAGUUCAAAUGGUAUAUGGGCACCAUUCGGAGCUUCCUUCCUAUCACCUGUGCUAUGUACAUCGCGCUCAUCUUCACACCGGCCAGCGCGUUGGGCAUAUGGCCUACAUAUGUAGUCUGUGCAAUCCUGGGAUUUUCGUCAUUUAGCAUCCUUCCAGUCCUACUGGAGCUUCUGGCCGAAAUAACAUUUCCUCACUCCCCUGAAAUAGGCAGCACGAUCUCCUGGUUUGGUGGACAAAUAUUCGGCGCAGUCUUUAUUAUUGCUCAGUCUGCAAUGGUCGCUGGGCCCUCUGCUAAUCCGCCAUAUAACAUGCGUUGGUCUCUUACGUUUGCAGCGAUCUUGAGUGCCGUGUUCUUGCCAGCACCACUGCUACUGACUCUAGUUGACUCUGGGGCUCUACGCCGGCGGGAGCAGUGGCAUAACACAAGUCUCGAAACUGCCAGGGAUUCCGCUUGA